Messenger RNA from Raphanus sativus (radish), 7081 nucleotides. RefSeq lists its product as uncharacterized. The transcript is spliced from 9 exons. Gene Ontology annotation, biological process: DNA integration. Bases 972 to 6203 code for a protein of 1743 amino acids. NCBI's taxonomy places the organism in Eukaryota, Viridiplantae, Streptophyta, Magnoliopsida, Brassicales, Brassicaceae. The record is from RefSeq and is a predicted model, not a curated record. Gene Ontology annotation, molecular function: zinc ion binding; nucleic acid binding.
UGUAAUGACCCAAACCCAAGCCCACUAUCUCAAACCCGCACAGGCCCAAGCCCACUCGAAAUUACCCAAGGAGGAGGGUCGCCGGAGCUCGUCACCGGAGUAAACGUGCGCAGUGAUCACGUCCAGAUUACCACCACCGACCAUCACCCUAGACCACCAUCGCGUUCCUCUCGACGAGACGAAUCCAUAGCCACCGAAAUCGUCGCAAUCGGAGCUCAGACGAAGCCGUACGCGCCUCCGGAAGAUCAGCCCGCGCGCGCGCGUGAAACGCACGCUCCGCCGCCUCCGCCGCCCGUCCGCCGGAGCAGCCGCGCCCGGCCGCCGUCAGUUCGCCGCCGGGAAUCCGCCGCCGCGUCGCCGCCGCACCGCCGCCGCCGCCGGUGACUUUUCCGAUUUGGAGUCUAUUUGAGCAUCUGGAGUUCGUAGAUACCACUUCUCUACAUUUUCUAAGGUGAGACCACCGAGCAGGAGUGAUUCUACUAGACGGAUGCUUUUGAGUGCUUUUGGGCUUUUGGGCUUUUAUCACUUCUACCGCUAUCUACUUUUAGGCCUUCGGGCUUUUAUCUAUCGUUUAUGUUAUUUCGUAUUUUCAGACUUACGGAUUUAUGUCGUUAUCUAUGUUUCGGAUGUUAUCUUUAUUUACGGAUUUGACCUUAUGAUAUUGUGAUGACGUGGAUGUUGACUUUGGAAUAUUAUAUAUGGAGAUUAUUAUUAUUAUUAUUAUGAUAUUUUAUUAUUAUCGGAUUUUCGAGAGUGACGGGUGUCACAGUUUUUGGUAUCAGAGCCGUGUUCCGUCCCGGUUCUGUCCCGGGAUGGCGAUUUUUGGAGACUCGGUUUUUAUUCGGUUUUAAUCGGUUUUAAAAUAUUUUUGGGGUUUGGGUAUUUUCAAAAAUAAAAACCAAUAGCACCUCUCCGUUCAGUACACUCCUUUAAAUUUUCCGCAGAAGUUAACAGAUUUGUCUUCCUUUCAGAUGCCGCCGAGGAGAGCUACUCGUGCCCAGAUCGCCAGAGAUGCUAGAGAGGCACAGGAUGAGCAUGUUCAGCCCGCCGUUCCUCAGGUUGACCAGGAGGCUAUGAGACAGAUGGUUCAGGAUGCUGCUAGACAGGCUGCUCAGGAGGCAGUUCAGCAGAUUGCUCAGGAGACAGCCAGGCAAGCCGCUCAAGAGGCUGCCCGAGUAGCUGCACAGGAGGUUGCUCGUCAGUUGGCUGCAGCUCAGCAAGGUCCUCAGGUUCAGAUGCAGCAGGGUCCGCAGAUUCAGGUUCAGCAGGCUCCACCAGUUCAGGUUCAGCAGGCUCCACCAGUUCAGGCUCAGCAGGAUGAUCAGAUUCCCGAUCAGCAGGCUCCUCUUCCUCAGAUCCCAGUGCAGCGUGUUCCAGCUCAGCAGUUUGCUCAGGGUGUUCAGGAUCUACCGCCACCACCACCGCGACCCCAGGUUCGCCAGGCUUAUGAUGAGACAUUCUACAGAUUGACGCGCCAUAUGAGAGACAUGGAUAUGGAGCAUUUUAGCGGGACAAUAGAUCCCAUAGCAGCGCACGAUUGGAAGUUAGCGCUUAAGCGGAAGUUGGAGAUUAUUGAGUGUCCACCGGAGUUGUCUCUCAGAUUGACUAUGCAGUACUUGCGUGGAGAUGCUCUUGUUUGGUGGGAAGGAAUUCGAUUGGAUCAUGAUGGACUCGAGAGACUUACUUUUGAAGAUUUCAUCCGGGAGUUUGAUAGGAAGUACUUUCCGGAAGAGGCUAUGGAUAAGCAGAAGAGUGAUUUUGAUCAUAUAAGCCAGGGGGAGAUGUCAGUAAGAGAAUAUGAGCGGAGGUUUAACCAACUUCGCAGAUUUGCUGGAGGUGGUAUUACAGAAAAAGAUUUGAUCAGGAGGUUUUUAAAGGGGAUGCGAGUGGAUAUUCGCAACAGAUGUCGUGUUGUUACUUACCAGAGAUUGGGAGAUUUGGUGGAGAAAGCCGCUGAGCAGGAAGAAGGUUUAGCAGAAGAGAAGAAGCUUACUAGAGCUGCUCAGAUUAAGUUUGGGAAAGCUCCGGAGUCCCAGAGGAGAGCAGGAGACCACUCGGGAUCACCGAGAUGUCCUCGUUGCCACCGCAGUCAUAGUGGGCAGUGUUUGAGGUGCCUUGUUUGCGGUAAGCCAGGACACAUUGCGAGGUUUUGUCGGGUUAAGCCAUUGGAUGCGCCACCAGUCGGACAGAUUACCGCGCCAACAGCACCAGUAGCGGCAAACCAGUUUUGUUUUGGCUGUAACCAGUCGGGUCAUUUCGUCAGAGAUUGUCCCAGGAGGGGCAAUGCAGCGCUUCCACCACCACCGAAGCGCCUAGCCAUCGCCCCACGUGUGUUUACGGUUGGAGAUGCCCAGGGAGCCGAGCCAAUAGCGGGAUUGGUUUCGGUUGGAGGUGAGCCAGCUCACACCUUAUUCGAUUCGGGAGCUUCUCACAGUUUUGUGAGUCCGCGUUUGGUCAAGUCGUGGUCAUUCCGAGGUGUCUUCGAACCGAGGGCUAAGCAGAUUCAGACUGCCGGCACAGAGAGAUUAGGAACGAUCGGAGUUCAUCGUGAUGUACCAGUUAUGCUUGGAGGAGUUGACUUGCUUGGAGAUUUGACGGAGAUGGAGAUGAGUUUCUACGACGUCAUACUUGGGAUGGAUUGGUUGACGAGACAUCGAGUUGUAUUAGAUUGCCCGGAAGCAAGAGUUAGUAUUCCAAGAGCAGAGGGAAAGAUUACAUUUGAGGGAGCCCAGACAUAUCAAGGGGUUUCUAUCGUCUCCAUGUUGCGUGCAGAGGAUUUACUAGACAAAGGAGCUGAGGGAUUUUUGGCCACCAUUUCGAUGGUUAAUGAUGGUGAUCAGCAGGAGCUGCAUGAUAUUCCAGUAGUUGCUGAGUAUGCAGAUGUUUUUGAGGCCUUAAAGGGGCCACCGCCAGCUAGAAGUGACGUCCUUACGAUCGAGGUGGAACCAGGGACAGCACCAGUUUCACGAGCUCCUUACCGUUUAGCUCCAGCAGAGAUGGCUGAGUUGAAGAAGCAGUUGGAGGAAUUAUCAGGUAAGGGUCUUAUCAGGCCGAGUACUUCACCGUGGGGAGCACCAGUAUUGUUUGUGAAGAAGAAGGAUGGGAGUCUCAGGCUUUGUAUCGACUACAGAGGGUUGAACAAAGUUACCAUCAAGAAUAAGUAUCCACUUCCGCGUAUCGAUGAGUUGUUAGAUCAGUUGCAGGGAGCUUCAUGGUUUUCUAAGAUCGACUUAGCGUCAGGAUACCAUCAGAUUGCCAUAGCUGAGGGUGAUGUGCGGAAGACGGCUUUCCGUACACGCUAUGGACACUAUGAGUUCGUUGUGAUGCCAUUUGGGUUGACGAACGCACCGGCAGCAUUCAUGAAGCUAAUGAAUGAUGUGUUCCGCGAGCAUUUGGAUAAGUGUGUGAUCGUUUUCAUCGACGAUAUCUUGGUUUAUUCUCGGAGUAGAGAAGAGCAUGCUGAGCACUUACGGAUUGUGUUGGGGAAGCUCAGAGAGCAUCAGUUGUUUGCUAAGUUGAGUAAGUGCAGCUUCUGGCAGAGGAAGAUUGGAUUUUUGGGUCAUGUGGUUUCAGAAGCGGGAGUUUCUGUAGAUCCGGAAAAGAUUAAAGCUAUUUCAGAGUGGCCGACACCUAAGAGUGCGACAGAGAUCCGCAGUUUUCUUGGUUUAGCAGGGUACUACAGGAAUUUUGUCAAGGGUUUUUCUAGCAUUGCAAAGCCAAUGACAAAGUUAACAGGCAAGGACGUCAAGUUUGAAUGGACAGAUGAGUGCUCGGAGAGUUUUGCUGAGUUGAAGCGACAUCUGACACAGACGCCAGUUUUGGCACUCCCGAGGCCAGGGUUUCCAUACGAGGUUUACACCGAUGCAUCAGGUACUGGAUUGGGAUGUGUAUUGAUGCAGGAGGGUAAAGUCAUUGCUUAUGCAUCACGACAGUUGAGGCCUCACGAGGCUAAUUAUCCUACGCACGAUUUGGAGUUAGCGGCCGUUGUCUUUGCAUUGAAGAUUUGGAGAUCAUAUUUGUAUGGAGAGAAGGUGAAGAUUCUCACAGAUCACAAGAGUCUGAAGUACAUCUUUACUCAGACGGACUUGAACUUAAGGCAACGCAGAUGGAUGGAAUUGUUAGCAGACUAUAAUUUGGAGAUCACUUAUCAUCCGGGGAAAGCCAAUCAGGUGGCAGAUGCUUUGAGUAGGCGCAGAAGUGAUGUUUCAGGAACCAGAGAGGUUCAGGAGUUUACUGGGAUGCUAGCUAGUCUCAGAUUGUGUGCCACUUCUGUAGACGGAGAGACAGUUGGUCUCGAGGCCGUGGAGCAUGCAGAUUUGCUAUGGAGGAUACGCAAAGCUCAGGAGGCAGAUGAGGCUUUGCGUAAGCAGAUUGAGAUCGAGAGUGUUGGAUAUCAUACAGCAUCGAGUGGGAUGUUCAUGUACCGGAACCGGAUUUGUGUGCCCAGUGAUGAGCUGUUAAGAAAGGAGAUCUUACGGCAAGCACACCACUCGCGUUUCUCUAUUCAUCCGGGGAAUACUAAGAUGUACAGAGACUUGAAGCGUUAUUAUCAUUGGCCGGGUAUGAAAAAGGAUGUUGCUACAUUUGUAUCGCAGUGUCAGACUUGUCAGUUGGUGAAGGCUGAGCACCAGGUUCCUAGCGGGUUAUUGCAAAACCUGCCGUUGCCGGAGUGGAAAUGGGACAUGGUGACUAUGGAUUUUGUAUUGGGGUUACCGACUACUUCCGGAGGGAAGAAUUCCAUUUGGGUAAUUGUGGAUAGAUUGACCAAGUCAGCCCAUUUCUUAGCGGUUAAGAAGAACGAUGGAGCGAGUCAAUUGGCGCAGAUUUACAUCGAUGAGAUUGUGAGAUUGCACGGAGUUCCUGUCAGCAUUGUAUCGGAUCGAGACGUGAAGUUUACGUCCAUAUUUUGGGGAGCCUUUCAGAAGGCACUUGGGACGAAGGUCCAUAUGAGCACAGCUUACCACCCGCAGACCGACGGUCAGUCUGAGAGGACUAUUCAGACUUUAGAGGAUAUGUUGAGAGCUUGCGUUCUAGAUUGGGGAGGAAGUUGGGCAAAGUAUCUACCUUUAGCGGAAUUUGCCUACAACAACAAUUAUCACUCGAGCAUUAAGAUGGCACCGUAUGAGGCUCUUUACGGUAGACCUUGUCGCACUCCACUUUGUUGGACAGAAGUUGGGGAGCGACGUGAGAUAGAACCAGCAAUGGUUCAAGAGACGGUAGAGCAGGUAGAGAUGCUCAAGAGACGGCUUAAAGAAGCCCAUGACCGCCAGAAGAGUUAUGCAGAUAAGCGGCGAAAAGAUUUGGAGUUCCAGGUUGGCGACCUGGUAUACCUGAAAAUGAGAACGUUUCAGGGAGGAUCUAAGACUCGGAAGCUAAAGAAGCUUAAACCGAGAUACAUGGGACCAUUUCUUAUUUUGGAGCGGAUUGGAGCAGUUGCAUAUCGAUUGAAGUUAUCAGCGGAGUUAUCAGAUUUUCAUGACGUGUUUCAUGUUUCCGUUUUGAGGAAAGUCGUUAGAGAGCCAGAGCUCAUUUUGCAGCAGCCACCAAGUGAUCUUGGCAAAGAUUUAUGUGCACCGUGUACGCCAGUGGAGAUUUUGGAUCGCCAAAUGAAAACAGAUAAGGGUAUGAUGACCAUGUUGGUCAAGGUUCGUUGGGAGAGAGACGGGAUCCAGGAGGAGACUUGGGAGCCCGAGCUACAAAUGAGGAUUGACUAUCCAGAGUUGUUUCAUGAUGUUAUUGGACAGUCCGUCGGUGACUCGAAUUCGGGGACGAAUUCCGUGUUAGUGGGGGAGAAUUGUAAUGACCCAAACCCAAGCCCACUAUCUCAAACCCGCACAGGCCCAAGCCCACUCGAAAUUACCCAAGGAGGAGGGUCGCCGGAGCUCGUCACCGGAGUAAACGUGCGCAGUGAUCACGUCCAGUUUACCACCACCGACCAUCACCCUAGACCACCAUCGCGUUCCUCUCGACGAGACGAAUCCAUAGCCACCGAAAUCGUCGCAAUCGGAGCUCAGACGAAGCCGUACGCGCCUCCGGAAGAUCAGCCCGCGCGCGCGCGUGAAACGCACGCUCCGCCGCCUCCGCCGCCCGUCCGCCGAGCAGCCGCGCCCGGCCGCCGUCAGUUCGCCGCCGGGAAUCCGCCGCCGCGUCGCCGCCGCACCGCCGCCGCCGCCGGUGACUUUUCCGAUUUGGAGUCUAUUUGAGCAUCUGGAGUUCAUAGAUACCACUUCUCUACAUUUUCUAAGGUGAGGGCUCUUUCCGAACUUCUCGUACCCGACUUAGGAUUUCGAAUAAAUAUAAUUUAUUUUUAAUAUGUUCCGUCUGCGUGAAAUCGAGUCUGUCAUUGCUUGUUUAGUUUAGGUUGAUUGCUUAAACCGGAACUAGGGUGUUAGAUGGUUCAACUUGAUUGCCUCACUUAAUGCAUUUUCUUAGUUAGAACUUUUUAUGACGGAUACAGAGACGUAAUUCUGUAUGCCGGAUUGUGUGGCGGUUACGGCCAGCUAUAGUCGACCGGCUGGUCCGUAACCUGGAAGUGUCGAUAAAACGUCUAAGGGCGGUGUCCGAGCACUAUCUCGAGUGGAGUAUAUUUAUUUUUUUUGUUUGCCCUUUAGGGGGCGGCGAGUGCGCGGCUCGCUAGGACCAUUGUUUGAUGUUUGGGUACUUUAGGUACCGUGAUUGUACGUAUUAAGAUUAAAUUAUUUUUUAUCCGUAAUGCUAUGUCUAUGUCCAUGAAUUUCGGGAUUAGCAUCCCAUACCUCACUGAGCGACUCCCCUGUUGCUCACCCCUCCCUUCUUUCCCCUUUCAGGUGAGACCACCGAGCAGGAGUGAUUCUACUAGACGGAUGCUUUUGAGUGCUUUUGGGCUUUUGGGCUUUUAUCACUUCUACCGCUAUCUACUUUUAGGCCUUCGGGCUUUUAUCUAUCGUUUAUGUUAUUUCGUAUUUUCAGACUUACGGAUUUAUGUCGUUAUCUAUGUUUCGGAUGUUAUCUUUAUUUACGGAUUUGACCUUAUGAUAUUGUGAUGACGUGGAUGUUGACUUUGGAAUAUUAUAUAUGGAGAUUAUUAUUAUUAUUAUUAUGA